Vigna radiata var. radiata (mung bean) is the source of this 414-nucleotide messenger RNA. RefSeq lists its product as uncharacterized. NCBI's taxonomy places the organism in Eukaryota, Viridiplantae, Streptophyta, Magnoliopsida, Fabales, Fabaceae. The coding region runs from base 1 to 414 and encodes 137 amino acids. The record is from RefSeq and is a predicted model, not a curated record. The transcript has a single exon.
AUGGCACCGUUUGAGGCCUUGUAUNGGAGGUGCUGCAGAACCCCUCUGUGUUNGUUUCAGGAGGGUGAAUCAUUAUUGACUGGGCUAGAACUUGUGCAGCAGACCACGAAGAAAUUGUCUCCCAAGUAUCUUGGUCCCUAUCAGAUUCUGCGGCGCAUUGGACCAGUUGCAUAUGAGAUUGCCAUGCCACCUCAAUUGGCUAAGCUGCAUCCAGUAUUUCAUGUUUCACAGCUUAGGAAAUAUGUGCCUGACCAAUCCCAUGUGCUAGAGGUUGAACACAUCCAGGUGAGGGAAGAUCUGUCUUUGGAAGUACAACUUGUUAGAGUUAAUGAGAAUCACACAAAGUGGCUGAAUGGGAAGGAUGUCAGACUCGUCAAGGUCAUCUGGGACGAGAGGACCGGCGACUCUACUUAG